Verticillium alfalfae VaMs.102 is the source of this 522-nucleotide messenger RNA. RefSeq lists its product as hypothetical. Gene Ontology annotation, cellular component: NuA4 histone acetyltransferase complex. The record is from RefSeq and is a predicted model, not a curated record. NCBI's taxonomy places the organism in Eukaryota, Fungi, Ascomycota, Sordariomycetes, Glomerellales, Plectosphaerellaceae. Bases 1 to 522 code for a protein of 173 amino acids. The transcript has a single exon.
AUGGCCGAAAACGUGGCACCCACGACAGGCAUCGCCGGCGCCACGCCGAGCCUGCAAAUGUACAAGCAGGAACAGGUCAAGCUCAAGGCCAUGCUCGAGCAGCGCAACCAGGUCGCCCGCCGCCUCGCCGCCAUCGAAUCCGACAUUGAGACCAAGGAGGCCGCCUACCUCGACUCGACGCCUCACGGCAACAUCAUCGCCGGCUUCGACAACUACAUCAAGGGGCACCAGCGGGCGCCGGCGCCCAGCGCCGCAAGCAGGGCAACACGGAGCAGCACCGCGUCUUCUCGCGCUCCAGCAUCUCCUAUCGCCCCGGCAGUGCACGUUCACCCCGACCCUUUCAUCCAACCUUUCACGGAGAACAGGGGCAGAUGGCUAACACGUAGUGUAGGAGGUCACGACGCCUGGAUCUGUCGGUUCGACCCCCGCAUCCCACGCACCGACGCCCAUGUCUACUUCCUUCAAGGACAAGGAUGGUGCGACGCCGACGUCGACGACGGCUGGCAAGGGCAAGAAGAAUAA